AUGUACGCUCCAAAAGCCGCCAACAGGGAACUCUCGCCCCUCCUCCGCCUCCCCAUCGAGCUCCGCCGCCAAAUCUACCUGUCCCUCCUCCCCCACACGCUCCACCUCGCAGUGCGAUACCAGCGGCCCGCCGACCCGACCCCACGCGCCGAGUACAACCUGACCUUUGUGCGCCAAGCUGCCUCUCCCAACGGGUCGUGGAAGAUGCAGAAGACGGCGCCCAAGUCGGACCGCGAGACGGGCAACGAGAUCGUGUGGCGGCGCGGCUGCACCGCCCUGCUAGCCGUGAACCGGCAGAUGCACGAAGAGGCCGCCGACAUGCUGUAUGGCGAGAACACGUUCGUGGUCGAUGUCACGUUCGACAGGCUUGCGUUUCGCUACCGCUGGCGCACCGAGAGUGGGUUGACGCCCAGCAGGCAGCUGGACUGGCUGGCGCAUUUCAGCCAGCGGAAUCUGCUGCGCGUCAGGGAUUAUGUGGUGAAUGUGGAGAGCGUGGAUGACUACACGGGCAUGAUCAAGUACAAUGUCGGAGGGAGGGGACUGCCUGUGGGGAUACGGGCGAAAGUGAGGGAGCUCGUGGAUUUGAUGGUUGUGGUGAGGGAGGUGAGGAGACUCGAGGUGCAUUUGAUCGACGGCGAUAUCAGCAGACACCGAUUUCCGAGUGGCAGGGUGCACAGGGUGCAGGAUGAGAGUCACUACAAACAGACGCAGACCGUGUUGGAUCCGUUCAGGGCGCUGUGUGGGGUAAGGCAAGUGCAUGUCACAGGCGUGAGCGAAGAGUACGCCAAAGCGUUGGAAGCAAGCAUGGCUGCGCAACAGGGUGCAGCCCAUGCGUGA
This is a messenger RNA of Ascochyta rabiei, 837 nucleotides long. RefSeq lists its product as uncharacterized. NCBI's taxonomy places the organism in Eukaryota, Fungi, Ascomycota, Dothideomycetes, Pleosporales, Didymellaceae. The coding region runs from base 1 to 837 and encodes 278 amino acids. The transcript has a single exon. The record is from RefSeq and is a predicted model, not a curated record.